Messenger RNA from Rhizoctonia solani, 1929 nucleotides. Its product is annotated as peptide transporter PTR2. The coding region runs from base 1 to 1929 and encodes 642 amino acids. Gene Ontology annotation, molecular function: tripeptide transmembrane transporter activity; dipeptide transmembrane transporter activity. NCBI's taxonomy places the organism in Eukaryota, Fungi, Basidiomycota, Agaricomycetes, Cantharellales, Ceratobasidiaceae. Gene Ontology annotation, cellular component: plasma membrane; fungal-type vacuole. The record is from RefSeq and is a predicted model, not a curated record. The transcript has 13 exons. Gene Ontology annotation, biological process: oligopeptide transport; transmembrane transport.
AUGGCAGAUAUUCGUGAUCCGGCAGUCGACAUUGUCGCUAUGGAGGCCGAAAUGGCUCAGAAACGAGACGCUGUCGACCCGACCCACAAACAUCCUAUUCACCAGGCUAUUCCUCCCAGCUCUCCAGGGACUUCGCUUGACGAGAAGAAAAAUGCUCUUACUCGCGUGUCUAGCGCUGAUAUGUAUCAGCCCGAGGACGCAGAUGAUAUUAUUAUUCCAACAGAAGAGGAAAAGCGGACACUUCGUCGUGUAGCUGGGCACAUCCCUAUCUCUGCAUGGCUAGUUGUCAUUGUUGAAUUCGCCGAGCGAUUCUCUUACUAUGGGACAACCGGCCCCUUCGUGAACUAUAUACAAAGGCCUUUGCCUAUUGGAGGUAACGGUGCCGGUGCACCUGCUAAGGGCAGCGGCGGAAUCCCUGGUGCACUCGGAAAGGGACAGCAAGCAUCAACUGGUCUUACCACCUAUAACAAUUUCUUCUCCUAUUGUACACCAAUCCUCGGCGCAAUUAUUGCUGAUGCUUAUUGGGGGAAGUUCAAAACCAUCAAUGUCUUUGUUCUUUGGGGUGGAAUUGGCCAUAUAAUCCUUACAGCGACUGCUAUCCCUUCCGUGCUGCAACACUCACCAACGGGUGCGUUUGCCGGGUUUAUUAUCAGUAUCACCAUUAUCGCGUUUGCAACCGGGGCCAUCAAGUCCAAUGUAUCGCCCCUUGUUGCUGAACAAAUUCCGGAUUCGCGCGAAACCGUGAAAACGUUGCCUAGUGGUGAAAAGGUCAUAGUAGACCCAAAUCUUACUAUCCAACGCGUCUUUAUGUAUUUCUAUUUGAUGAUAAACAUAGGCUCGUUAUCUUCCAUUGCUACUACGGAAGUGGAGUUGCACAUCGGAUUCUGGCUUUCCUACCUAAUUCCCACAAUUAUGUAUCUUGCAGUCCCUGCGGUUCUAUUUAUGGGGCGAAAUUUAUACAUCAAGUAUCCUCCUAGAGGAUCUAUUCAUCUGGAGGCGUUCCAGGUUCUGAGACGGGUUUACAAAGACGUUUGGAGCUGGAAUCCUGUAGAAACGGUACGCCGUAUGCGUGAUCCCGCUAAAUGGGACAAAGCACGCCCAAGUCAACUUGGCCUCGUUAAUAUGGUGGGAGAGAAUGGCGAGCCACUUUCGAGUGAAGAAAAGAAACGGAUGGGUCUACCUACCUGGGAUGAUACCUUUGUCGACGAAAUGAGGCGAACAAUGAAUGCCAUCAAGGUUUUUAUUUUCUUCCCGCUAUACUGGGUUCCAUACAACCAGAUGUCAAACAACAUUGUCUCCCAAGCUGGGACCAUGAGCACCCACGGUGUUCCUAAUGAUUUGUUACAGAACAUUGAUCCCAUUGCUAUCAUUAUCAUCAUUCCUCUAAUGGAUCGUAUUGUGUAUCCUGGUCUUCGGAGGAUGGGAUGGGUUGUACGUCCUAUUCAGCGUAUCACGUUUGGCUUCAUCUUGGCCGCCCUAUCGAUGGUGUACACAGCUGUACUCCAAAAUGCGAUCUAUCGUACGAAUCCGUGCGGGAGAUUUGUUAGUAAUUGCGACACCCCCAGCAGUCUAAACGUUUGGCUGCAGACACCUGCCUAUGUCUUAAUUGCAGCUUCCGAAAUAUUUGCUAGUAUAACUGGAUUGGAGUACGCAUUUACAAAGGCCCCUCUCCGAAUGAAAAGUCUAGUGAUGGCGGCGUUCCUGUUUACGACUGCAAUUUCGAAUGCCAUAUCAGAGGCACUGGUGCCAGUCAGUGAGGAUCCCUAUCUUGUUUGGAACUAUGCUGGGUGCGGUAUUGCUGCUUUUAUCGCAGGAAUUGCGUUUUGGGUUUGCUUCCAUCAUCUCGACUGGGAAGAGGAGUCCCAAAAUGAGAUUGGGAGAGAAGACAGAACUUCUGAAAGAGUAGAAAAGACUGACGUUGAGCAAUGA